CUAAUCUGAAGUAUAUGGAUGAAAUAUGUUAUAUUAUACAAUGAAAAUCAAUAAUUUCCUUUUUUGUUCCUGUUUAUAACUUCACACUAUAAUGCUAAGACUCAUUCAUAAAUCUUUGAAUUUGUUUAAAUUUAUUUUCCCACAUUAUAGUUCAUCAAAAAGAUAGUAGAAAUUAUAAAUUUCUUUUAAAUUGCUUGUAGUUGUAGUUUGAUAUUACAACCACAUACACUAUCAGGCACAUGAGAGGAUGUGGUAGUACAACAGUAAUAGAUAUUGGAAAAGAAGACAGAUGUUGAUAGCAAGUUGCUAAAUUCUAAGUAAAUAUAUAUUAUAAUGAUAAAAGUAACACCUAAGAAUCUGUUACGCAGUAGAGAAGCAAGUACCUACAAUGUUUGUAUUACACAGAAUCUUGGGAGAAGUCCUCAACUUGUACUGUAGUAUUUUCAUAGACUUAAAUUAUAUUUUAACUUUUCACCUGUACCUGUGGUUGUUUAUGUUCUCUAAAUGACUUAAAACCAACACAAAGAAUAUUCUGGUAAUUUGUUUUCAGCAUCACGUAUUUUUUAUUCAAGAAAAAAGUAUUUGUCAAACCUUGCAGAAAUGGGAGCUUUUGAUCUAACUUAGGAGUAAAUAACAGUACACAAUAUUUUAUUAAUACAUCCACAUAACCUUAGUAUGAUCUGACUUGUGCUUGGAGGAUGUAUACUAAAAAUUACAUUGGAAGAUAACAUUUUAAGACAACAAGGGGUCUGGUUUUCCAUUGAGGAUAUCCCAUCCACUAAACUAAAAAUUCAAAGCCACCUUUUAUUCAAAUAUUUAUUGAGCCUUUGCUUAAAUUUAAUGUAUCCACAUCUGUGGGCAACUCAUUCCAAAGGCCAACCAUCCUGUAAGAAAAAUAACUAUCUUUAGCUCAAGAUAACUUGUACUCUUCAAAAAUUUAUAUUUAUCACCCUCGUCAUAUCAUUCUCACCAAAGGUUAUUCCUGUCAAUUUAUACAUGAAUAAUUUAUAUUAUUAAACCCAGUUACAUUACCUUGCAUUUACUAUAAUUGAAAGCAAUCUGCCAUAUAUUUGUCCAACUCACUAAGUGAUCUAAAUCCUUUUCUAAAGCAGCAGCAUCCUCUUUACAAUAAGCAACACCUUAGUCCUUAUUAUCAUCAACAAAUUUAAAUAAUUUAUCAUUCAUUCCUUCUUCUAUGCCAUUGAUGUAAAUAAAAAACAACAAAUGUCCUAACACUAAGCCCUAGGCUACCCCAUUUGUGAUGUUAAUCCAAUUUGACUGAACUCUAUUUACAACCCUCCGCCUUUCUUCCACCUAGCUACUUUUCUAUCGAAUAAGCCAACUUAUCCCACAUACCUCUAGAGACUUUUUUGGCAUCUUCUAAAAUGCUUUUUGAAUAUCUAGAUACACCACAUCCGUACUUUUACCCUUGUCAACAUUAGCAGUAAACUCAUAAAAAAAAAAUGUCACAAGAUCACUAAGACAGAAGUUCCGCUAAUGACUAUCCCAUAUAAAUUUAAAUUUUAAGUGAAUGUGCAAAGUAUCAUUUAUUAGACUUUCAAAACUUUUCCUUCUACUGGUGUAAGACUUAUAGGCCUGUAAUCACUAGAACAAUUUUAAUCAUCUCCCUUAAAAAGAAGAGUAACAUUAUCUUCCAAAUCUUCUGGCAUAUGUCCACUAUUGAAGGACUAACAAAAACAUAUUAGCAAGUGGCUCAUAUAUCCACUUCUUCAAUACCCUUAAUGGAAAUAUUUGUUCAGGAGCCUUAUCAUUAUUUAAAAUUCCCAGUUUUUUUCUCAAGAAGCCCAUAAUAAAGAACAAGAAGUUGGAAGUUUGUAGGUUGCAAAGGGAUAAAGUAAAAUUUUAAUUUAAGUCAUUUUAGUAAAGGUAUUUAAACACUACUUUUGCAGGUUCGUCCAUUUAGUUGGGAUCAAUAACUGACGAGGGGUAAUGCUAAAGAAAAGGGGUUGAUGGAAAUGUUUGAAAAUUGUUUAAUCACUUCUUUGAAAGCUUAAUUUUAGUUGUUUAAAAUAGCUUAAUUUUGCUUACUAAAAAAAACAUUAAUAAAGCUCAUUUAUAUUAAUGGUUUGUUUGUUUUUCUGUAAGCAGAGUUAAGCUCAUAGGACAAAAACUUUGAAGAUAUAAAUAAUUUUUGUAUUUGAAGUUUUCGAAAUAUAUGUGCAAGAUUGGGCAAGAUAUACAACCUAUUAAUAAAUAAAUUGAACAUAGUUUAAAUAUGUGAUUUUAUAUCAAAUGUAAGAAUUUUUUGUGAGCUGUUAUAUUAAACUUAUGACUUAAUGUGAAGGUUACUGUUUAUAGAAGUAAGCUUUCAAGGAACUGGGUAUUGGUGUUAGCGUAUGUAUCAAUUAGUCUGUGCAUGUUUUGUAAGUUCUGUUUAAUAUUAAUUUCAUUAAUAGUAUUUAUUAAAAUGUUUAAUGUAUAUAUAUUUUAUUUGUGUUGUUUAUAAUAAGCAUGUAAGAGAGGAUAAUUUUCCAUUUUUAGCUUAGUAUAUAAAUCUAGGACUAACCUAGGUUUGGAAGGUGACCAAAAUUAUUAAUAACAAUGAGGAUACCCAGCUGAUUAAUCAAUGCUUUUAAAUCAUUAUAAAGUUUUGAUGUGUGAUAUUCAUACACCUAGUUAUGAUAAUGCAUUAAAUUGUCUAUAUUAAUUGUUAGGUUAAUUUUUAAUAGAGAUCUACGUAAAUAACUUGUUUUUAUCAGAAGUCAAUGAUAAUUUCUUGUAUGAUGAACAGGUUUAAAAAGUUUCUUGUUUGUAAUAUGGCACUGGAUAAACUAGACCAAAAAUGAUUCACAAGAAGAGUGAACACCGUCUAACAUAUCGUUGGCUACCAUCUGAAACAUCUUACCAAAUUUGGAAGGAAAACUGGAAGUAUCGUACUUCUCGACGACAAAGAGAGUUUCAGCAUGAGCCUUUUGAGUGGAAUGAAGAGAGCUGUGAUUGUGAUGAGUUUGAAGAAAGUAAUUCUCCCCUACCUCCAUCUCGACUGCAGUUAAAACAUCUUCAGUUGCUAGGACGAGCUCAACGUGAAGGACAUAAUAAACUACCUACCUGUGAUAAGAGUGUUCAGACUUCUGAAUCAUGUGGUGAAACGAGAGAUUGUCAGUUCUUGUCCCCAGAAAAGGGUGUUCAAACCAGUCUCAAUAACUUUGAGCAUUUGGAAAAUACACAGGAACUACCAGAGCAGAAGGAAUUAAGUCACCAAGCAACCUCAGGUACAUCACCCACCAGAGUUUGUCAGUUCUUGUCCUCAGAAAAGGGUGUUCAAACCAGUCUCAAUAACUUUGAGCAUUUGGAAAAUACACAGGAACUACCAGAGCAGAAGGAAUUAAGUCACCAAGCAACCUCAGGUUCUGAAAAGCCAAAAGCAAAAGAUCGACCAGUAACUGCAGGAAAUAGAAAAGGCCGUCCCAAGUCACCUUUUGCUCCUUAUGGGUGGGCUGACAACUGCCCAGAAGUGAGUGGUAAAAGAACAUUCAAUGUAAAGGCAUCAACCAUAAAUAUUCACCCAUCAGCAGUAAGAGCUAAGAGACAGAUUGAAUUACUCAACUCUACCUCCAUUCAGCCUGGAAUCGUUACCCUUCCUUCUUAUGAGGUAGAAGAUACUGCAGAACUACCACAGAAAAUCCCUGCUAUGUUUAAGGAUCAACCUAAACAUUUCCCACAGAAACUUCAUAAUGUUCCCGCUGGAAAAACCCGCACUUCUAACUUUGGUUCUGUUCAAUUUGUCAGAGAUAACCUAUUUCCAGUUGUGAGUAAUUCCAGUGCUGUUUUUAUAAAAUUGGCUCCUGACCAGAAAUGGUUGACUGAGUAUAAAAAAAAGUUUUAAUGGUACCAACAAUUGACAUUUACUUUUUCAUUAUUUUCAUUUAAUAAUUCAUGAAAAGACAUGCAUGUAAUCUCCAUUAAAUUAAUAUAACUUUUUAUUUUUGAAUAAGUACGGUAUAAAGUAAAAUAUAUAUUUUUUAAGCAGUCAAAUUUAUAUGCUUAUAAGUUUGAUGAUUUUAGGUUGCUGAAUCAGUUGUGAUUUUAUAUCAAAAUAAUUUAAAACUUCACAUGAUUAUGUAAAACUAAAAUCAGGAUAAAAACAUAAAAAGUUUGAUUUCUAAUGCUGUUUUAUGUAAUGUCACAGGUUCUUCUUAUGAUGGGUAGUUUUCUCUAUCAUGGACGUACUGGAAAUUUUAUAUUUUGAAAGUAGUAAACAAUAUUUUGUCAAAUUGGAAGAACUAGUGUUGUGUGAGUUUCAAAUAUGUGUUUUGUUAAUGCCAUUUUUCAAAUAUACAUAAAUCCUAUGAUUCCAGCAAAGAGGAAAUUCAACUUUUGUUUCUUAUCUUUACAUUAAUCUGGAUGUAUAAGUCCAAUAUGAGGCCAGUUGGUAGCAAUUAAAUACCAUUUUGAACUUGAUUUAUUAUAUUACAUAGUAAUGUGUUACAGUGGUGAGACUACUGUGUCAGAAGUCUUGUUUGUUGCUGAGCAAACUUAGUUCAGCUGAGAAUUCCUUUAUUUUAUGAACAAGAAACUUUUGGAAUUACUUAGGUCCAGGUAGCAUAUCCAUGCCAUCAUUCAAAUUUAUCACAUUAUCAUCACUAUUCAAAGGUUUUGAUCUGUUAUACUGAAGGAAGAGUGAGGUGAAAAACUGUUGAAUUAUGUAAUUAUGGUCUCAAAGAUUAACUGAAAAUGCCAGGUUUUAAAAUAGAAGAAUGUUCUUAAUUAAAAAGAACAAAAUGAUAAUUGAAACCUAGAAUUGGAGCACUUAAAAAAUAUUUUUUAUUUAUCAAACUCGAUGUCAUUUUUUAAGCUUCGUUCCAGGUAUAAAUUUUUGUACCAUAACAUUAGUGAAUGUUUUGAGAGAGAAUUUUCAUUAAUAUGUAAAUUGAAUGAAUACAUAUUUAUUCAUUAUUUUUCUCAUUAAUUUCAAAUAUGUUCUUUCUAAAAGUGUACAUGUCAAGUUUAUACACUGGAAUGAAAUUUAAAUAAAGCACUACACAAAUUUAUAAAACUAUGUAACACGUCUUGCAAUAUGUUAUAACCUGAAGGAAGAAAGUAGUAAAUCUAGAAAGUGACCUUGAUAAUAAGUGUGGUUUUGAUAUAAAAUUUUAAACAUUUCUAGUUUGUGAUAACAUUAACUAGAUUGUUUUGAUAAAACAAAGGUGAAAAUGGAAGAAUUCUGUGAAAAAAAGAAACUUCUACAGACAAGAAACUACCAGGUGCUUAGCAUAGAUACCAAAACAUCAUCAAAAGAAAAUACAUAGGUAGUUUCUCAUUCAAAGAAGCUUCCUCAGAUGCCCAAAGCACUACAUAAGUU
Molecule: messenger RNA, 5323 nt
Organism: Limulus polyphemus (Atlantic horseshoe crab)
Lineage: Eukaryota; Metazoa; Arthropoda; Merostomata; Xiphosura; Limulidae
Product: centriole, cilia and spindle-associated protein-like
Exons: 4
Coding region: 2804-3847 (347 amino acids)
Biological process (GO): regulation of mitotic spindle assembly
Cellular component (GO): ciliary basal body; centriole; ciliary transition zone
Molecular function (GO): microtubule binding
Source: RefSeq, a predicted model, not a curated record